This is a messenger RNA of Scatophagus argus, 2375 nucleotides long. RefSeq lists its product as uncharacterized. The transcript has 7 exons. Lineage: Eukaryota; Metazoa; Chordata; Actinopteri; Scatophagidae. Gene Ontology annotation, cellular component: cytosol; cytoplasm. Gene Ontology annotation, molecular function: protein-lysine N-methyltransferase activity. The record is from RefSeq and is a predicted model, not a curated record. Bases 1 to 1752 code for a protein of 583 amino acids. Gene Ontology annotation, biological process: peptidyl-lysine methylation.
AUGGAUACUUUGUCUUCAUACUUUGUGGAAGAAUCUAAUUACAUGAGAAACAGAGAGGAGGAAGAGGAGGAAGAGGAGGAGGAGGAGGAGGAGGAAGAGGAGGAGGAAGAGGAGGAGGAAGGGGUUGAAGGAGAUGAGGAUGAAGACGAUACAGAAAAGGGAAAAGAUGAUUCAGCCAUCCAGAAGCAACAGAGGCCAGCCUGGGCUCCAUGUUUCUUCUACAGAGUGGAUAAGCAGGUGUACCACUAUGUCGGACACAAGAUCGUCAUUGAAGAGGGUCUGGACUCCUAUGCAGGCAUGAUAUGGCCGGCGGCUGUGGCCCUCUGUCAAUACCUGGACACCCAUGGUCAGCAGCUGAAUCUCGUGGACAAGGCAGUCCUGGAGAUCGGGGCAGGAACUGGCCUCGUGUCUACUGUAGCAACGCUCCUUGGCGCCUGGGUGACUGCCACAGACCUUCCAGUGGUCCUGAACAACCUGAGAGUCAACCUGUCCAGGAACACCAGGGGGCGCUGCAGGCACACUCCCCAGGUGGCAGCUCUGUCCUGGGGCCACGACCUGGAGCACACCUACCCUGCAUCUGUGUAUCACUACGACUACGUGCUGGCAGCUGAUGUGGUCUACCAUCACGACUUCCUGGACGAGCUCCUGUUCACCAUGAAGUAUUUCUGCAGGCCGGGAACGACUGUGAUCUGGGCCAACAAGGUCAGGUUUGAGUCUGAUCUGACUUUCACUGAGAACUUUAAAAAGGCUUUCCACACAAGCCUGCUGGCCGAAGAUGGAGAGAUGAAGAUCUUCAUGGCAACGUGUAGAGAAGAAGGUGACGUGGGGAUGGAAAUCCAAGAUCGGCUGAUAGAGACUGAGGAUGGCAAGACAGAGGAGGCUGAGGAAGAGGAGGGCAAAGAAGAGAAGAAAAACGAUAAUGAUGCAACAGAAGAACCUCAUAUGUCAGAGUCCGAAAGAGGAGACAAUUUGACACACGAGUCUGAUGAAAAGAAGGAGACGGAGGAGAUAAAAGUCCUCAGAGAUGAUGACUAUAAAGAGGAUGAAGAGAAUAAGCCAGAGAUCAAUCAUUCAAGCUGUUCAUCCAGCUGUGAAGACAUUACAAGACAAACAGCUGUGCAGCAGGACAGAGUGCCAACCUGGGUUCCCAGCAUUAACAGCAGUUUUUGUAAAGAUGUCUACCAUUACGCAGGGCAGGACAUUGUCAUUUAUGAGUCCAUAGACUCAUUUGGAGCUGUGAUGUGGCCAGCAGCAUUGGCCCUGUGCUCCUUCCUGGACAACAACAGGCACACGGUGAACAUGCAGGGAAAGGAGGUCCUGGAGCUGGGAGCAGGAACAGGACUGGUAACCAUUGUGGCCAGUUUGUUGGGAGCUUCAGUCACAGCUACAGACUUACCAGAGGUGUUGAGUAACCUCAGGGCCAAUGUGAUGAGGAACACCAGGGGGCGCUGCAGGCACACUCCCCAGGUGGCAGCUCUGUCCUGGGGCCACGACCUGGAGCACACCUACCCUGCAUCUGUGUAUCACUACGACUACGUGCUGGCGGCUGAUGUGGUCUACCAUCACGACUUCCUGGACGAGCUCCUGUUCACCAUGAAGUAUUUCUGCAGGCCGGGAACGACUGUGAUCUGGGCCAACAAGGUCAGGUUUGAGUCUGAUCUGACUUUCACUGAGAACUUUAAAAAGGCUUUCCACACAAGCCUGCUGGCCGAAGAUGGAGAGAUGAAGAUCUUCAUGGCAACGUGUAGAUAGUGAGAGACAGGGAAGAUAUGAAUGACUCAACGGCCCUACCAUGCACACGGGACCGCGGGGCCCCUGACUGUCAUUAAUGUUACUCUUUUCAGUUUUUCUUUUGAGUGUGUGUGUUUUUUAAAACAAAAUUAACAGCAGUACAGCGUAUAUUUAAGUGACUGAUUUAAAGUAAAGUAAGUAAAGAGAUUUAAAUCUAUUCAACAGAACAAUAGCUCAGCUUAAGAAAAUAUAAGAUUCAUCACAAAUUUCCGUUGAUUUCCUGUAAUAUUUUGUAUAAACUAUGUAAAAUGUCAGUUUGGAACGACAGCAGCAGGAAGGUGCACUGAGGGCUUUACCCAGCACCUCUCCAGCUCCAGCAUGAAGAAAAUACUGAAUGUCAGGUGCAGCGCGCUUCUUCUCCUCUGGCCGAGUUCACGUACAUCAAGAUGAUGAUGUUUUUGUUUUUUUGUUGUUUUUUUUUUUUUUUACUCCAUGUCAUCAUCAAGUUAAAAAAGUGGUGAAUUAGAUUUAAUGUGUUUUAUUGUGGCAGUGCAACAACUGGAUGACAUCAUCGCUAAUUUUUCAAGAGUAAAUAAAAUAGUUGCAGUGUGCGCAUCAGUUAUGAAUCGUCCUGUUUGUGGUGU